Messenger RNA from Striga asiatica, 798 nucleotides. NCBI's taxonomy places the organism in Eukaryota, Viridiplantae, Streptophyta, Magnoliopsida, Lamiales, Orobanchaceae. The record is from the annotation of a GenBank genome assembly.
AUGCUCACUGCUCAGAGAAUGCUGUUGCUCAUAGCCCUUCCUAAACCGUCGUCUUCGAAACCUUCUGCCUUAGCAACCCCACGUCUGUCGUGUCCUCGGCUCCAUCUCCGCCGCUGCCGCCAUAGCGUUCUUCCUCAAGACGACGACCUCCAUGGAGGGAAAGAUGGAGGGUUUGAAAGACGACGGCCUCCACUCGUGACAGCCGUGGCGUUCUUCCCGGUGAUCCAUGGCGCGGACGUCGUGAGCUUCAAGGACAUGAGGGACACACUCCUCAAUUUCCCGAGCCUGCUGCCAUUCCUGCUGUCCGACGUGGUGGCGCUGCUGCUCGAUCGAGAAUCCACCGACUACAAGAUCUUUCUAGAAUAUUCUCACGAUGUAUUAAAUUCAGACGGAAUAAUUGUGAACACAUUCGAGAGUUUAGUGGUGAAGUCGUGGGCCCCACAGGUGGCGGUGCUGGAGGCGGUGCGGAAGCUGAACCGGGCGGUGUUGGUGGAGGAGGUGGCGUUGAGAAUAGAGAUGGUGGAGGAUGGGUUUGUGGCAGCGGAGGAGGUGGAGCGGCAAUUGAGGGAGCUGAUGGGGGAGGCGGAUGAGGUGAGGAGGAUGGUGGAGCAGAGCUUGGAGGCGGCGGCAGCCAUGGAGGAAGGAGGUUCCUCUAUUGUUGAGCACGGAAAGCCCGGUGACGUUAGCGAAGGUGAACCCGAGGGUGCCUCCGGCGAGCGGCAGCUCACCAAGCCGGCCGAGGAAGGAGGCUCUAGCGGAGCUAAGGGCGCGCUGGGCGCUGGCCUCUGGGGUCGUUAG